Molecule: messenger RNA, 4973 nt
Organism: Dunckerocampus dactyliophorus (ringed pipefish)
Lineage: Eukaryota; Metazoa; Chordata; Actinopteri; Syngnathiformes; Syngnathidae
Gene: polr3e
Product: polymerase (RNA) III (DNA directed) polypeptide E
Exons: 21
Coding region: 361-2436 (691 amino acids)
Biological process (GO): DNA-templated transcription
Cellular component (GO): RNA polymerase III complex; nucleus
Source: RefSeq, a predicted model, not a curated record
CUUUUCGGAGGUGUGGGUUCGAAUCCCACUGCUGCCAUUUACCUAUUGCUGGAAGUCUUUUCAUAAGUCCUUGUCAUAAAACUUAAAACGGAAUGUAUUCAACGUGGUAUUGCUAACAAAGUAGCCGACAAAACUAACCACCUCCUGAUUAAUGUGUCUAGUUUUGCUUUGCAUUGUGGGCACGGCCUGUAUCCCACAUGUGUGAGCAUCCGAUUCAACAUGGUAGUCCUCACUUCAUGUGUGGUAGCCCGACUUCGACUGCACUUUCCGGGACUGGCGACACGACGAUGAGUUAGCUACACCCGUUCGGCAGCGUGUACAGGUGGAAUCUGCUGCUACGCAUCCUGUUAUCACUAAAACAUGGCCAGCGGGGAUGACAAUGACCCCGUUAUUGAGGAGAUUGAUGUGUAUCUUGCCAAAAGCCUGGCAGAAAAGCUUUAUCUAUUGCAGUACCCUGUGCGACCGUCCACUAUGACCUACGACAACGUGGAACAUUUAGCUGCGAAGAUCAAACCCAAGCAGCAGAGGGUGGAGCUGCAGAUGGCCAUGAACACUACGAGCCCAAACUACUGUCGCAGUAAGGGCGAGCAGAUAGCCCUCAAUGUGGACGGCACCACCUACGAGGAAAGCAACACGUAUUCGGUGAAAAUGAUGGACAAGCAGACGUUCUCGUCCAUCCAGGCUACCACCAACACCUCCAGAUAUGCUGCUGCUGUGUUCCGGAAAGGUGAGCUUCAUGUGACACCGCUGACUGGAAUCCUGCAGAUGAGGCCCAGCUUUGCGUACUUGGACAAGGCCGACAACAAAACCAGAGAGCGAGAGGCGGCCAACGAAGGUGGAGACUCCUCGCAGGAUGAAGCUGAGGAGGAAGCCAAGACCAUUUCGGUGAGGUUUGCUCGUCCCGAGUCGGAGCAGGCGCGGCAGAAGAGGAUCCAAUCGUACGAGUUCCUUCAGAAGAAGCAGGCAGAGGAGCCUUGGAUCCAACUGCAGUACCACGGCGUGAAGGAUGGGCGCUCAGAGCAUGAAAGGCAGUAUUUGUUCUGCCAGUGUGCGGAUGCAUCCCAAAACUCUGAGCUGGUUAAAACUCCCAAGGAGUAUCUAUCAAUGCUGAUGCCCCCUCUAACAGAGGAAAAAGUUGUGAAACCCGUCGGUCCCAGCAACGUGCUCUCCAUGGCCCAACUGCGCACUCUGCCACUGGGAGAGCAAAUCAAGACUCUGAUGAAAAACGUCAAAGCCAUUCAGUUUGCCAACCUAAUGGGUCUGCUCGCCUCUGGCACCGACUCCACCGCCGUGCUGCGCUGCAUCCAGCAGGUGGCGCUGCUGGUCCAGGGCAACUGGGUGGUGAAGAGUGACGUCCUGUACCCCAAAAACACAUGCAGCCCUCACAGUGGGGUCCCGGCCGAGGUUCUGUGUCGAGGACGCGACUUUAUUAUGUGGCGGUUCACUAUGGAGCGUUCCUUGAUGAGGAAGGAGGUUGCGGCCAUGAUCAAACUUCCUCCGGAGGACGUGAAGGAGUUCCUGGAGCAAGUGGCGGUGCCGCGCGUCAACCGCGGCUGGGAGUUCCUGCUGCCCGCCGACGUGGACUUCGUCAAGAAGCAUUCCGACGUUGCCCACCGGCAGCAGAUGCUGUGGCUCGGCAUACAGAGCAAGUUAGAGAAGGUCUUCAGCUUCUCAAAGGACGACUUUCUGUCAAAGAACUGCCAGCAUCCUGAGGUUGUCCAUGUGGGUGGAAACCAGCGCCUGAAGGUGGCCCAGGAGCGCGCUCAGGAGAAGCAUACCGCUCUACAAAAGGAACUAGAUGCCAAGCGCGCCGCAAGCAUCCACAUCAAACAGGAGCCCCUCAUCGACCUUGAGGACGAGCGCAUGGACACUUCCUGUCCUCCUCCACCGCCGCCCUCCUCCUCGGGCGUCCCAAACGGUUCCCUCAAUGGCUACCCCACCGCCGCUGUGGAGUGCGCCAACGGGGGCAGCCCCUCCAACGUGCCCUCCCAGGAGCUGCUGGACUUUGUAAGCUCCACCUUCAGGAAGAACCAUGUCCUGACGCUGAACGAGCUCAAGAGGCUCUUCAGCCUCCAUGUGGCGUCUAUGCCGGCUGGACGCAUUCCCUUCGGACCCGUAUCGGACCACCUGCUGCAGGACGCUGUGCUGCUCAGCCACUGCAAGCAGAUCAUGGUGCCUUUCCCCGCUCUGACCACAGCUUCUGCCGACGAACAGAAGGUGUUUGGCUUGUGGGAGACCGGAGAGGACUUUGACAAGCAUCGUCGUCUGCUCUAUGAGCUUUUCAGCAAAAAUUACCGUGUGAGGAGGACCGUGGUCCAAGCCCGACUCACUGAAGAGUUUGGGAACGCAUCGAAGGCAGACGUUGACCGUUUGCUUAAGGAGUGCUGCAGCAGCAGCGCAGGCAUGUGGUACCUGAAAGGAACCAUCCAGUCCUGACACACACAGCCCGCCCCCUAGGGGCACCCACAGCCAAUCAGUGUCCCGAUGGAGGGCGGUCGAGAUGAGUCACAGCCCGUCGAAGCAGUGAGGGUGACUGGUCGAGGACGUCAGCCCACCUGUUCAGAAGAGGUUUGACUGAGGAGCUUUGCUACUUUUUGCUUUUGAAGGAACUUUUAGCAGGAUGGUGUUCCACAAUGAAGACCACACUGCACAUUUUGUAACAUCUGACAUGUUUUGACAACGGUUUGCACGUACUGCAUCUAGGAAAAAACUAAGCCUAACCAUGACAACGUAAAACAAACACUUCUACUACGAACACAUCUACAUACCCUACAUAGAACUACAAUAACAAAAAUGGCACAUCAAGUCCAUUCUGAAAUUAAGUUUGCUUUGUUGGAAUGUUCAUGACUUUUUCUUUAAGAGCAACGUGGAUUCAAAAACAAUCCAAUUAAAGACUAAAUAAAAGGAUACCUUUUCUUUGAUCACAUUUUCAUCAAUUCACUUUUACUGCUAUAGCUCUAUCCAAAACUACAGCUCUAUAAAAAAAAAAAAAAUUAUAUCUCCAGUUGCACAUCUAUAUAUAUCUAAACUGAUUUAUGGAUCUAUAUUUAUAGCUGCAAUUCUCUAUAAUAUAUAAGUGGUGUGAAAAAGUGUUUGCCCCCUUCCUGAUUUCUUUUUUUGCCUUUUUAAAAACAAAUUAUUUGUCCUUUAUUUAACCAGGAGAACCUCAUUGAGAUUAAAAAUCUCUUUUUCAAGAGUGUCCUGGCCAAGAGGCAGCACAAUUUGCAAGUUACAUUAGACAUUCUUACACACAAUAAAAAAAUAAAACAAUAACAAUACAAGGUAAUAAAAUUAAUCAGGCAAAUAUUUGUCACACUUAAAUGUUUCAGAUCAUUAAACAAAUUUGAAUAUUAGUCAAUGACAACACGACUGAACACAAAAUGCAGUCUUUAAAUGAAACUAUUAAGGGAGGAAUAAAAUUAAAUAAACCUACAAAUAAACCUAAAUAAACCUGGUUGGGCUACUCUUUGCAGCAACAACUGCAAGCAAGCGUUUGCAAUAACUUGUAAUGAGUCUCUUACAGCGCUGUGGAGGAGAACUAUAUUAUACAGAGCACACGAGGGGACAUGGAGGAAAAAAAUAAUUUUUGCGUUUCUAAACUAUGUGAAGCUACUUAAACUAUACAUCACAAACAGGAAGUCAUGCUCUUAAUCUGUUACACUUACGACAGCAUUUCUCAGAUUCAGUGGCCAUUAUCAGCUGUUAAACCUCAACGGUGACACUGUUCUGUCGAAAUUAGAAAUAAGCAUCAUGUGACUGUAUUCAUCAGAGAGCCAGUGAAUUAUGAUGCUAAAAGUGUGUCUUUCAAAACACUGAUAAAAAGUAUUAAAUUAUGAUUGCAAUCAUGGUGACUUGUUUAUUACCCAUGUGACAUAACUAUGAUUGCAUUAUAUGAUACUAGGUGGUUGCACAAAGUAAACAAGUGGUAAAUCUAGUAGACGAGAGAAAGUUUUACGACAACAAGUGAUAAGAGAAGACCGUAGAGACCACUGGUAUCUAACAUUAUUGUUCGUAAAUUACAACGGUGUUUAGCCUUGAUGAGUAAUUUGAUGCUAUUCCUCUGUAAUUCAAAGGUUAGCAAUCUAACCUGUUCUCUAAGUAGUUGAGUGAAAUAAAACUUUUGGACUAACAGACACUUGACAACUGACAGACAUUUUGAUCAGGAAUUAGAUUACCGGUACCGUAAUUUCCGGUGUAAAAGCCGCUACUUUUUUCUCAAACUUGAACCCUGCUGCUUAUACAGCUUAUAAAAUGUGGUCAUGUUCUCAUCUCGUAUACUUCCGAACUAUUACUAAUAGUUUUAAUAUGUAUUUCAGAAAACUCUAUUACGAAGAUAGUCCAUAAGGCAAAAGGUUCAGGAAACAACCAAAAAAAUGCGGAGAAGCCACCAUUCUUGGGGUUUGCUAACCUUGUCGCUCUCGUUGAGUGGAGCAGGGGUGUGCAUGCACACAUUGCAGUUUACAGUGAGGAAAACGUGGAAAACAGCGACGUUACGAUCAGUCAACCGAGAAAUGUAGUUAAACUAGUAACACCGCUACCCCACACUGUGUAUUGGAGAAAAGUCAGCAAAACUGCCAUUGGUCCUUCACAGUACAUCCCUGACACCCUCUGGCUUCACCUCACAGGACACAACUAGCUUGCCACCUCCAGUCACAAAUCACCACCUAACUUAAUACGAGUAUUUACCUCUUUUUGGUCAGGAUUUUUUCUUUUUUUAUUAGGUUUAGGUGUUGAGAGACAAUGAAAAAUUGUUGUCUGCCCUCCUUUUAGUGCUCUUUUCAUUUUUCCGCGGUUCUGCUGUCUGCAUCCAUGCAAACAUCCAGCAAAUAGUGAACAUUGGGUAGAGAAAGCAUUACCGGAUGCCUAAACAUGCUACUGUUUUGCUGGCAAAUGGUAUAAACAAUGAAAAUCAAGAAGAUAUUAAUGCAAGAUAAUGGAUAUUUUUAUUAAAUCGGAAUGAUGUGGUUAUAUUC